Ostertagia ostertagi is the source of this 309-nucleotide messenger RNA. The record is from the annotation of a GenBank genome assembly. NCBI's taxonomy places the organism in Eukaryota, Metazoa, Nematoda, Chromadorea, Rhabditida, Trichostrongylidae.
AUGCUCGAAUUCGAAAAAUCAGCAAGCGCUCUUCAUUUGGACGGUUAUGACGUUGCCAUUCAGAGAAAGACCGGUCUUGUUCUGGUUGAGAAUUGUACGGCAUGGCUGUAUCUGCAUCGGCGAGAGGGCUCCUAUGGAACGUGUAAAUCAGCUGUUUUGCGUCUGCUUCAGAGGCUUCGCUCUAUAGAGAAUGAGAUUAGCGAGACAGAGCCAAGCCGUAUCUUCUUCCAAAAUGUCGAACUCCUGGGCAAGGAUAUAAAACAUCUGCUGAAGCUGUUCCAAGAAACCAUCUACCAUGUUGAGGAAUGA